ACUGGGAAGACAUGGAGCGCUAUGGACACAGUCUACACGAAUCCAGUAGGAAUCUCCACUAAACACAUGAAUAUUUCUCCAGCGAGGGAACCCACGAUUUGAGAGAGUUCGAGGAGAGAUCGGGCGGCCCGGUUGAGGAUGGAGUGUGCAUUUGACGCACAGAAUCUGAUCUCCAUUUCACUGAGGAAAAUCCAAAGCUCCAGGACGCAGAGAGGAGGCAUCAAGCUCCACAAGAACUUGCUGGUAACCUACGUUCUGAGAAACGCCAGGCAGUUUUACAUGAGCAAAAACUUGUCGCAGACGCAGAGGACGCAUCACUAUGAGGACGUGGCCGCAGUCCGUGACAGGCAAGAAUACCUCGAAUUGACCGGGAGCUUUACGGAGUUGGCCGAUGACUUCUACUGCAACUUUACUGGGGUUGAGUCGGACACUUGGCACUGCGGAGCGCACCAGCCCGGCGGCCAGCCUGCAGAGGUGGCGCACCAAGACGCAUCAGCGUGCGCAAUGGUUCCACCGAAUGACUCUGAGCUCAUGGUUUCUGAAGCCUGUUGGAGUUGCGCGGACAAAUCAUCCUGGGACUUACCUGUCCCCAACACACAGGCCAACCAGAAGACUGUGCUGGACCUGGACACGCAUGUGGUGACUACUGUCACGAAUGGAUACUUCCACUCAGACUGUUGCGCGCAGCCAAAACAGCCGCAGGGCGCGCACUGCUACACCAAGAAGCGAAAGAUGGACACAAGUUAUCAUAUUGUUGAUCCAGAGUUUUAUUUACCCGACUUUGGGCCGGUGCCAUGUAAGAGGAUGAGGACUGACGAUGACUCUUAUUCAGACUCGGACAGCACGAACAUCUCCAACCUGAUCUCAGUGCUGGGCUCAGGUGGACUCUCUGACUUUGUGAGUUGGCAGCAGACGGACCUUGAGCAAAUAUUCGCCGCGCAAACAAUCUGUAUAAAACACACACUGUUGACAGGCAGCGGCUGGACCAGAGCAAUCGAGGCGUUUUGAUUUGUAUGACUGAUUUUUCUUUGUAUCGCUUUAUUUUAUUGCUUUCAAAUAAACCAUGACACGACUGCAA
Paralichthys olivaceus (Japanese flounder) is the source of this 1078-nucleotide messenger RNA. Its product is annotated as immediate early response gene 5-like protein. The record is from RefSeq and is a predicted model, not a curated record. Lineage: Eukaryota; Metazoa; Chordata; Actinopteri; Pleuronectiformes; Paralichthyidae.